Aegilops tauschii subsp. strangulata is the source of this 669-nucleotide messenger RNA. The record is from RefSeq and is a predicted model, not a curated record. NCBI's taxonomy places the organism in Eukaryota, Viridiplantae, Streptophyta, Magnoliopsida, Poales, Poaceae.
AUGGUACUUGACCGGCAUGAAACUGUCCUUGCGCAGCCAUUUAUGUGGGCCCCGGUAGCUGCUCUGGCUCCUCAGACGGAGCAGGUGUCUCCUCUACCGUGGGUGACACCUCCUGCGCCGGAGCCUGUGGUCGUCGGCGAUGUAGCUCCUCUGGCUUCUCUGCCGGAGCAGGUGGUGCCUCCUCAGCCUCAGCCGGGUGUUCAUCUGCCGCUGGUGUUACCUCCUCUGCCCCCACCUGUGGUCGUCGCUGAUGAGAAAGAAGAAGAGGUAGCUCCUCUGGCUUCUCUGCCGGAGCAGUUGGUGGCUCCUCAGCCUCAGCCGGGUGUUCAUCUGCCGCUAGUGUUGCCUCCUCUGCCCCCACCCGCGGUCGUCGCGGACGAGAACGAAGAAGAGGUAGCUCCUCUGGCUCCUCUGCCGGAGCAGGUGGUGGCUCCUCAGCCUCAGCCGGGUAUUCAUCUGCCGCUAGUGUUGCCUCCUCUGCCCCCACCCGCGGUCGUCGCCGACGAGAACGAAGAAGAGGUCCUAAGUGACGACGUCAACAACGACCUAGAAACCCAGAGGAUCUACAGGAGGCAGAAGGUGAGGGAGCUGGACAGUGGUGUGCUCGAGAAAUGUGUCAGGCCUAGAAUUGGAAGGGGGGCUACGGAUGCCCUUACUGCAACAAGCUGA